AUGAAGUUGGUAACAUGCAUCAUAUUCCUCUGCUUGCUUUUGAGCUCUGGUAGGCUCUCCAAUGGAGGUACCACAAGCAAGUUUGUCAGGAAACCUGCACCUUCUCUGGACAUGCCUUUUGACAGUGAUGUCUUCACAGCUCCUGAUGGAUACAAUGCUCCUCAACAGGUGCAUAUAACACAAGGCGAUUAUUUGGGGAAAGCAGUGAUAGUUUCGUGGAUCACGCCAUUGAAAAUGGGGUCCAGCAGGGUGCUCUAUGGAACUGCAGAGAACAAGAGAAGGUAUACCGCACAAGGUACUGUUACUAGAUACAAGUACCACAACUAUACUUCAGGAUAUAUUCACCAUUGCGUUCUAAAGAACUUGGAGUACGAGACGAAGUAUUUCUAUGAGGUUGGGAUUGGAAAUUCACCUCGCCAGUUCUUCUUCUGGACUCCUCCAAAGGUUGGACCAGAUGUUCCUUAUGCUUUUGGUGUUAUAGGGGACCUUGGGCAAACAUUCGAUUCAAAUGUGACAAUCUCCCAUUAUGAAAGAAACAAGAAAGGGAAGGCUGUUCUUUUUGUUGGGGACUUCUCCUAUGCAGAUCAUUACCCGUUUCAUGACAGCAGGAGGUGGGACAGUUGGGGAAGGUUUGUGGAAAAAAGCUUUGCAUAUCAACCAUGGAUAUUCGCUGCCGGCAAUCAUGAACUCGACUUGGUGCCUGAAGUGGGGGAAACUCAGCCAUUCAAGCCAUACCUGCAUAGGUAUCGUGUGCCAUAUGAAUCAUCCAAGAGCACAUCCCCAUUGUGGUACUCGAUAAAGCGAGGGCCCGCACACAUUAUCAUCCUAUCUUCAUAUUCUGCAUGUGGGAAAUAUACUCCCCAAUACAAUUGGUUGCAAGAGGAGCUACCAAAAGUAGACAGAGAGCAGACUCCAUGGUUGAUUGUUCUUAUGCAUACACCUUGGUACAACAGCGACAACUACCACUACAUGGAAGGAGAGACCAUGAGAGUGGUGUUCGAGCCUUGGUUUGUCGAACACAAGGUUGACGUCGUGUUUGCUGGACAUGUUCAUUCCUACGAACGAUCGGAACGGAUAUCAAACAUCGCAUAUGACAUAGUAAACAGAGAGUGCAGCCCUGUGGACGAUCAGUCUGCACCCGUCUACAUCACCAUUGGAGAUGGAGGAAACAUUGAAGGCCUUGCUAACAAUAUGACGGAGCCACAACCGAAGUAUUCAGCUUUCAGGGAAGCCAGCUUCGGACACGGACUGUUAGACAUAAAGAAUCGAACGCAUGCUUAUUUUAGCUGGCACAGGAACCAAGAUGGGGAUGCAGUAGUUGGUGACUCUCACUGGUUUUACAAUAGAUACUGGAGCUCAAGCCCAAGACGAGUUGGGGGCAGAGAGACGAGGGCUGGCAGGGACAUUGGAUCCCUUUAG
Molecule: messenger RNA, 1419 nt
Organism: Nymphaea colorata (pocket water lily)
Lineage: Eukaryota; Viridiplantae; Streptophyta; Magnoliopsida; Nymphaeales; Nymphaeaceae
Product: purple acid phosphatase 2-like
Exons: 10
Coding region: 1-1419 (472 amino acids)
Molecular function (GO): acid phosphatase activity; metal ion binding
Source: RefSeq, a predicted model, not a curated record